AUGGACAUGGACAAGGCAGAUUUUCUUGGUUUCACUAUUUUCAACCAAUGGGCAGUUGUGAUACGCGAUGGUGAUCGAUACUUCUGCACUCAGGUUGUUGGAAAUGUUAUAUCUGGUGAAGGAAUAAAGAUUCCGUUUAGAGAAAUGAAAAAGGCUCAACUAGACAAAUACCGUCUCAAUCCUGUCGGCUUUGUCACUCAAAAUCAGAGGGAAACGAAAACCAGAGAUCUUGUGGAUGCCGAGCCGAUGGUGUCUGGUAAUAGUUCUCAGGAGUAUGCAGUAGAUAUUGCCUUUCACCUCUCCAGUUCUCCCACAUACACAUUUGUGAAGAUCAUGGCAUUACCUCGAAUGCGAAACGCCGUCUUCUACUGUACAGUGAUAUUAUCAAUUGUGUUUAUAAUGCUUGACCACCCUUUUGCUCGUCUGUUGAACCCGCUGUUCUUAACCAACCUGUUUGCUGCUUGGGAGCUGUCUCGUAUUGGCAUCCAUAACCAAACACAGGAAGUUCAUCUCCG
Molecule: messenger RNA, 515 nt
Organism: Paramuricea clavata
Lineage: Eukaryota; Metazoa; Cnidaria; Anthozoa; Malacalcyonacea; Plexauridae
Source: the annotation of a GenBank genome assembly